UGUAAAUUAUUUCAAUAUUAUUUAAAAUUAAAUGUUAAAUAUCAAAUAUUUUAAUAAUAAUGAUAACUCAUUUUUCAUUUUAAUGUGUAAUAUAGUCUGUUGUUAAUUUAAAGAAAUGAAUAAAGAUGUUAAUAUUUUCUUCUCGUGUAAUUUAAAAUACAUUUUGUUAAUCCUUAUCUUCUAUUUUAUUUCUUUCACUGAAGGUUUUAUUACAACCAAUCGUCAUGGAAUAAAUCUAAAUAAUUCAUUUUAUCAAACAAAAUCCAGAUAUCAUUUCAAUUCAAAACAAAAUAAACUGCUAUGUUUUCUAUCCAACAAUACAGGAUGUUUGAAUAAUUUUUCUAAAACGACCAAUGCUUUUGUUCCAAAUAUUCCAUUUAAUAUCAAAGAUGAUUUAAUACGUCAAAAUUUUACCUCUGAACAUGAAAUACAAUAUCCAGUUAGAGUGUUCACAUAUGAAAGAUUCCCUUAUGUCUUUUUCGAUAACUUUAAAUACGUUUAUGCAACCAUAUGCUCAAAUGAAUUGAAUAUAGAAGAAAUUAUAAAAACCGAAAUUAAAAAGCUGAGGUGCGAUGGAAUUAGUAAUAUGUGGAGAUAUGACGUGUUGGAUGCCAAUAUAGUCACAUUAACACAGAAUGAUGCAUAUAAAUAUCUACAGCCUGGAAUAGCAGUGUCAUACAAUUCAACAAUAUCAAAAGGAUUGGAGAAAAAACUAUCAGAAAAGAACAUAAGAGUGAUUAGAGGAGAAAAUAUUAAUGAUAUAGUCGAAAUGGCCAAGGAACAACUCACGAGGAUAGCUGGAGAGUACAGUCGUCCAACACUUUAUGGAAAGGCAGAGGUUAACAAACUAUUUAAGAGAUACAAGAGAAAUAACGGAGCAGGUUGUGUCGUAACAUAUGGAAAGAUCAAUCCGUUCUUACGUGUUAGAAUCAUGAGAGGGGAUCAGUUAUUAUUUUUUGGUGAAAUAUCAUCAUUGAAAAGAGAGACGGAUUAUCCGAUUGAUAUUUUUGAAGGUGAAUCGUGCGUGAUCACGCUAGAAGGCUUUGAAGAUUUUAAAGUUGGAGAUGUCGUUGAAUCAUACAUAAAUUGAUUAAUUUAUUUAUAUUAAAUAAAA
Theileria parva strain Muguga is the source of this 1114-nucleotide messenger RNA. It is a transcript of the gene infB, whose product is annotated as putative integral membrane protein. Lineage: Eukaryota; Apicomplexa; Aconoidasida; Piroplasmida; Theileriidae. The transcript is spliced from 5 exons. The coding region runs from base 116 to 1090 and encodes 324 amino acids. The record is from RefSeq and is a predicted model, not a curated record.